Molecule: messenger RNA, 831 nt
Organism: Cicer arietinum (chickpea)
Lineage: Eukaryota; Viridiplantae; Streptophyta; Magnoliopsida; Fabales; Fabaceae
Product: large ribosomal subunit protein mL43-like
Biological process (GO): mitochondrial translation
Cellular component (GO): mitochondrial large ribosomal subunit
Molecular function (GO): structural constituent of ribosome
Source: RefSeq, a predicted model, not a curated record
UUUUUUUCCGAAAGAAAUUGGGGAAAAAUAUAAAAAUUGACGGAGUAUUUCCAUCUGACUGAAAAUUCCGCAAAAUAAAAACACCGCCGCACAACUCACAGACCCUCCGUCUCUGAACACCGCCGCUCCUGAUGGCUUUGCGAGGAGUUUGGCAACUUCAGAAGCUCAUUGUUAGCUACAGCGAUUGGGGUGGAAGUAGCAGAGGUAUAAGGGCAUUUAUGGAGUCGCAUUUGCCAGCGUUUAAGGAGUCGAAUCCUCAGUUAGAAGUGGUUACUGAAAUGAUUCGUGGUCAACAUCCACAUCUAAAGGCUUUUUACAAGAAUCAUAACGAGCGAGUUGUAUGUGUGAGGAAUAUGGAUGCGGAAGAGGUACUUCUGCAUGCAACCAGGCUAAGGAAUGCACUUGGAAGGAAAGUAAUUAAACUGAGGACAAGACAUGUAACCAAACAUCCUAGUGUGCAAGGUACAUGGACAACUGCUUUGAAAUAUUAGGAUGAGAAAAACCAGUUGUAUGAGAAAGUUGCCUUUCUCUGGUCACUUAAUCAAAUGUUUAUGAACUGGUGAGCAUAAGUUCUCAUAUUGUCUGGUCCGAUUGCCAGGAUUUCAAUAGUUCAGAUGCCUUUUUCUUUAUUGAUUCCGUUAGUUAAACUUCACAAAUUAGCCUGUUAAGUCCCUAUUUGAUUAACUAUAAUCUGAUUUUGGCUAAGAAACUGAGUUUGGUUUACAUCGUUAUGUAUUGUUAGUUGAUAAUAAUAUGUAUCAGAUUCAUCAGAGAUCUGAAAUUCUUUUGCCUUUGUACUUCGUUAUCUCUUGAGUUGAGUUAAUCAUGUUA